AGGGAGGGUUGGGGGAAGUGUGGAAAAGCAGAACCUGAGCUGCCGCCGCCUGAGGCUGAUUUGGUGGGAGAAGUAGAGGAGGAAACUGGUGGAGGGGUGAGGUGAGGAGGGCAUCUGGGUCGCUGCUCCCGGGCUGCAUAAAGUUCUUCGCGAUGUGGCUGAAGCCGGAGGAAGUGCUCCUGAAAAAUGCGCUGAAGCUGUGGCUGAUGGAAAGGUCCAAUGACUACUUCGUGCUGCAGCGGCGUCGGGGCUACCAGGAGGAAGGCGGCGGGGGGCUCACAGGGCUUCUGGUUGGGACUCUUGAUUCAGUCUUAGACUCUACUGCUAAAGUAGCUCCAUUCCGCAUCCUACACCAGACACCAGAUUCUCAAGUUUACCUGUCAAUUGCAUGUGGAGCCAACAGAGAAGAAAUAACGAAACAUUGGGAAUGGUUAGAACAAAAUAUCAUGAAGACCUUAUCUGUGUUUGAUUCGAAUGAAGAUAUUACUAAUUUUGUACAAGGAAAGAUAAGAGGAUUAAUUGCUGAAGAGGGAAAACAUUCUUUUGCAAAAGAAGAUGAUCCUGAGAAAUUUCGAGAAGCCCUUUUGAAAUUUGAAAAAUGUUUUGGUUUACCAGAGCAGGAAAAGUUAGUGACCUAUUACUCGUGCAGUUAUUGGAAAGGACGGGUUCCUUGUCAGGGCUGGCUAUAUCUUAGCACCAACUUUCUGAGCUUCUAUUCUUUUUUGUUGGGAUCAGAAAUAAAACUCAUUAUCUCCUGGGAUGCGGUCUCAAAACUUGAAAAGACUUCAAAUGUUAUACUAACAGAGAGUAUUUGUGUGUGUUCCCAAGGGGAGAAUCACUACUUUUCAAUGUUUUUGCAUAUUAACCAAACAUACCUUCUUAUGGAACAGUUGGCAAGCUAUGCUAUAAAAAGAAUUUUUGAUAAGGAAACAUUUGAUAAUGACCCAGUCCUUGAUGAUCCUCUACAAAUUACUAAAAGAGGUCUGGAAAAUCGAGCCCACAGUGAGCAGUUUAAUGCUUUUUUUAGGCUGCCCAAAGAAGAGACUUUGAAAGAAGUACAUGAAUGUUUCUUGUGGGUACCAUUCAGCCACUUCAACACUCAUGGAAAAAUGUGCAUCUCAGAAAACUAUAUCUGCUUUGCUAGCCAGGAUGGCAAUCUAUGUAGUGUAAUCAUUCCAUUACGAGAGGUCUUAGCUAUAGAUAAGACAAAUGAUUCCAGCAAAUCUGUCAUCAUUAGCAUCAAAGGAAAAACAGCUUUUCGCUUCAGUGAAGUUAAAGAAUUUGAGCAAUUGGUGGCAAAACUCAGGCUCAAGUGCGGGGCAGCUUCAACUCAAUAUCACGAUAUUAGCACAGAGGUUCCUAUUAGUUCUGAGUCUGUAGACACAUCUGAUGAUAUUGAGGUACAAUCUUUGACAUGUCAGAGAGAAUGCAGCAAAACUGUGAACACCGAAGCCUUAAUGACAGUAUUUCACCCUCAGGAUUUGGACACUCUUAAUUCCAAAAUGUUGAAAGAAAAGAUGAAGGAACAGUCCUGGAACAUCCUAUUUGCAGAAUGUGGGCGUGGUGUUAGCAUGUUUCGGACCAAAAAGACUCGAGACCUGGUUGUAAGAGGGAUUCCAGAGACCUUAAGAGGAGAGCUCUGGAUGCUUUUUUCAGGUGCUGUUAAUGACAUGGCUGCUAAUCCUGGCUAUUAUGCUGAAGUGGUUGAGCAGUCCUUAGGGACCUGCAAUUUGGCCACUGAAGAAAUUGAACGUGAUUUGCGUCGCUCCCUGCCUGAGCAUCCAGCCUUUCAGAGUGACACUGGCAUAUCUGCUCUGAGGCGGGUACUCACUGCUUAUGCAUUCAGGAAUCCCAAAAUUGGAUACUGCCAGGCAAUGAACAUUUUGACUUCAGUGUUGCUUCUGUAUGCAAAAGAGGAAGAAGCUUUUUGGCUUCUGGUUGCUGUGUGUGAACGAAUGUUACCUGAUUAUUUUAAUCGUCGAAUCAUUGGUGCCUUGGUGGAUCAGGCAGUCUUUGAAGAACUUAUCAGAGAUCACCUUCCCCAGCUGACCGAACAUAUGACUGAUAUGACAUUCUUUUCCUCAGUUUCUCUGUCAUGGUUCCUCACACUUUUUAUUAGUGUGCUACCUAUUGAAAGUGCCGUGAAUGUGGUAGACUGCUUCUUCUAUGAUGGAAUAAAAGCCAUUUUACAACUGGGAUUGGCAAUACUUGACUAUAAUUUAGACAAACUGCUGGCAUGUAAAGAUGAUGCUGAAGCCGUCACAGCUUUAAACAGGUUCUUUGACAAUGUCACUAAUAAGGAUAGUCCAUUGCCUUCAAGUGUGCAGCAGGGUUCAAAUGUAAGUGAUGAAAAAAGCAGUCAUAUUAGAGUGGAUAUUACAGAUUUGAUUAGAGAGUCAAAUGAGAAAUAUGGGAAUAUUCGCUGUGAAGAUAUACACGGCAUGCGCUGUCGAAAUAGGUUGUAUGUGAUACAGACCCUAGAGGAAACGACAAAGCAGAAUGUGUUGCGAGUCGUAUCACAAGAUGUGAAAUUGAGCCUUCAUGAAUUGGAUGAACUUUAUGUCAUUUUUAAGAGAGAGUUGUUUUUUUCUUAUUAUUGGUGUUUGAGUUCUCCAGUAUUGAAGCACCAUGACCCCAGUCUGCCAUAUCUGGAACAGUAUCAGAUUGACUGCCAGCAGUUCAGAGUGUUAUAUCACUUGUUGAGUCCCUGGGCUCAUUCUGCAAACAGAGACUCACUAGCUUUAUGGACAUUCAGAUUGUUGGAUGAAAACUCCGACUGCCUUGUAAACUUCAAAGAAUUCGCCUCUGCAAUUGACAUAAUGUACAAUGGAAGUUUUACUGAGAAGCUUAAGCUGCUUUUUAAGCUGCAUAUUCCUCCAGCUUAUACUGAAGUGAAGUAUAAGGACCCUUCAAAGGGAGAUGAACUUUCCAAGGAAGAAUUACUUUAUUUCAGUCAGCUCCAUGUUUCCAAGCCUGUAAAGGAGAAGGAAACAGAGUCAGCUAAAAACAGCCCUGAAAAAGGGAAAGGAAAAGUUGAUAUUCAAGCAUAUCUAAGUCAAUGGCAAGAUGAGCUUUUAAAAAAAGAAGAAAACAUUAAGGACUUACCAAGAAUGAAUCAGUCACAAUUUAUUCAGUUUUCGAAGACACUGUAUAACUUAUUUCAUGGGGACCCUGAAGAAGAGUCAUUAUAUCAAGCCAUUGCUAUUGUAACCAGCCUUUUGCUCAGGAUGGAAGAAGUUGGAAGGAAGCUCCAUAGCCCUACAUCAUCAACCAAAGGAUUGUCUGGUGCAGUCUGUGCUUCUGGAGGACCCAGUGAAGGGCAAACAGAGAGCCACUUAAAGAAAGAUCCUUCCUCUCUCAGGGAAGAACUUCAGUGGUCAUUUGCAUUUGAACAGAUUCUUGCUUCUUUGUUGAAUGAACCAGCAUUGGUGAAGUUUUUUGAGAAACCCAUAGAUCUAAAAGCCAAACUAGCAAAUGCAAAAACCUCUCAGUUAAGUUCUAGAACCAAGAAGUAAAACUCUUUAACAGGAAUUGCUUAUUAUAGCAAGUUUACCAAGAUUCUUAUAGCUGUCAGCUUGAUUCCUGGGAGUAGGGGUCAGGGAUUUAUCUUGUUCCCAAUGUAUUUGAAGUUUAAAAAGAAGAUACUUGGAAGCACAAUGAUUCAUUCCUUUGAAGUAAUCUCUAAUUUUGAUAUUCUCUAAUACAAAUACACUUUUUAUAUUGCACAAGGUAUGCAAUAUCAGGGGGAGUAUGCUAAAUGUUACCACCAGAGGGCACCACCAUAUCACUUUUAGUAAGGAAAUUACUAGUUUGUGCUGCUAUUUACAUAUGAAUUACUGAUGAUUUUUGAAAAUGUGUUAUGUUUGAGUGUUAGUGAAGCUGACAUGUCAUUGAUAAAUCCUACUUUCCAAAUUGCCUCAGUCCUAUUAGAAUGCUUUAGAAAACGAGGCUCUUAGAUCUGUACCCUUAAUAGUAAAUGGUUUUUUAAAUAAAUUCUAACUUCUCCCUACCUGAGCAGUUCAGAAGCUGCUGACAGACUUCUAGGUCUGUUACUGAUAAAAAUAAAGAACUCAGAACUCUGGGCUGAUAUAAGGAAAAACGAUAUUGGAUUUGGAUUUGAGCUGGUUAAAGCCAGCCAAUUCAGAAGGGUUAAUAAACAGCACAAUUAACUGUGUCCAGGCCUCUCAUUAGACUGAGAAAUUGCUUGAAAUUCUGAGCACUGCUCUUUGUGGCAUUUAUCUCAGAGUAGCUCAUGACUGCUUUGGUUCUAGUUUUAGAUUUUGGAUUUUCACCAGUUAUAAGUUACAUUAGAUAGACUGAGUUAUUGUAUUAGUCUGGCAAGUUCAUAAAGUAUAUAGGCAUACCUCAUUUUAUUGUGCUUCACUUUAUUGCGCUUCAGAGAUACUACGUUUUUUUGGAUUUUGUGCUUUUUGGGUUUUUUUGGCUGGCCCGCGGCUUGGGGAUCUUAGUUCCCCUCAUGGAUUGAACCCGGGCCCUCGGCAGUGAAAGCGCAGAGUCCUUAACCCCUGGGUCGCCAGGGAAUUCCCACAGAUACUACAGUUUUGUUGAAAAUGAAGGCUUAUGGCAGGCAACCCUGCCUGAGCAAGUCUAUCAGUGCCAUUUUUCCAACAGCAUUUGCUCACUUUGCGUCUCUGUGUCACAUUUCGGUAAUUCUCGAAAUGUUUGGAAUUUUUUCAUUAUUAUUAUGUUUGUCAUGGUGAUCCGUGAUCAGUGAUCUUUGAUGUUACUAUUACGACUCACUGAAGGCUUAGAUGAUAACAGUUUUUAGCAAUAAAAUGUUUAAUUAAAGUAUGUACAUUGGUUUUUUAGACAUAAUGCUAUUGCACACUUAAUAGACUACACUGUAGAGUAAACAUAACUUUUGUAUGCCCUGGGAAACCAAAACAAUUCACGUGACUCGCUUUUUUGCAAUAUUUGCUUUUAUCGCCGUGAUCUGGAAUGAAACCUGCACCAUCCAAGGUAUGCCUGUACUUGUGCGUAAUGAUUGUUCAGAUAAUGUAUAGAAUUUUGGAAUCUGUCUAAAAAGUUGUAAUCUAUUUGAUUUAGAUGUGUAAUUUCUAUAUACUUUAUGCUGCUUGUAUUUCAGUCAUUACAGGGAAAGUUCACUUAGAGAUAAUGGGCUUUGUUAGCACUUUAAAGGAAAAAAAACCCACACCUAUCCAAUCUUCUGUGCUGUUUCUGAUAAGAGCAAUUUAUUAAUCAGUUGAUUUAAGCGCUUGUGGGGAGAAGUCAUCCAUCGGAGCUUCUUUCUUCACAAAAGGCUUUGGUUUUAAGCCUUUUGACUUUUCAGAUUUGAAACAUUGAAAGGGCAGACAUCCUUUAGAACAACCCAAGAAGUCUCCCUUUCUGGAAAAGAAUUGGUGUAGUCAGCCUUUGGCAAGAAUCCACUGUGAACAAAGCCUAACGCAGAGGGCUUCAUCAGGAUAUGUUAUUUUCAGAGAGAUUCAAGAAUUUUCAGGUUGACCCUUUGAAAAUUUUGUAAAUUGGGCUUGGCCAAAUACUUACUAGUAGUUUCUUUAAAAUGAUUUUGUCAACUUUGUCUUUUCAAGGAAGUUACCACUUAAAGAGGUAGCUGGUAAAUAAACAUCUGUGCCUUUUCUCAGAAAUGAUUUGCCUGAAACAUGUCCAAGUUUUAGAGUUUAGUUAAUAGUUUAUAUGUGAACUAUCACACAUCUGCUAUUAAGCAAUGAUUGUUAAAUUACACUACAGUAGCUCUCUAAAGACACAAGGCUCUAUGCUUAUAUACAAAGGCACUAUUGCACAUACUUUGUUGAAUGUUUUGUCAAUUGUAUUUACAAAAAAGAUACUUUCUUAAGAGCAUAUGUUAUUAAUAUUUGAUGAUUUUAAAAUCAGAAUAUUGGUUUACUUAGUAUUGUAUCUUAGCCUAGGUUAAUUAAAAUUGAAUACCUAAAGAGAUUUUUGAGCUGCAAAAAGAUUGUAAGUGCAAAUUCAAAAGACAAACAUUUAUUUUCUGAGUCUGCAGGGGAAAUAAACGGAGAACAUAGUUUUGUAGUUGCUACCUUGUUAGGCAAAUGGGUUGUUCUUAAUAUUUAAAAUCUUAUGUAGUUGUGUCACACUGAACCAGUGCAUUAUACCAUACACAUUAAAUUAAGUGUUAUAAGGUGGCUUUACUUGUCUUUAUAAAAAUAAAUGUUAUAAAUCUGUUAAAUAAAUAUGAAAAAAUAGC
This is a messenger RNA of Hippopotamus amphibius kiboko, 6208 nucleotides long. It is a transcript of the gene TBC1D8B, whose product is annotated as TBC1 domain family member 8B. Bases 153 to 3515 code for a protein of 1120 amino acids. The transcript has 21 exons. The record is from RefSeq and is a predicted model, not a curated record. Gene Ontology annotation, molecular function: calcium ion binding. Lineage: Eukaryota; Metazoa; Chordata; Mammalia; Artiodactyla; Hippopotamidae.